GUCCUCCUACAUAUACCCACCUUCGUGCCUUUGGUUGCUUGGUCUAUCCAUGGCUCCGCCCUUACACUCACCACAAACUUCAACCACGCUCCACUCCUUGUGUCUUCUUAGGAUAUCAUCCCACCACUAAAGGGUAUAAAUGCUAUGAACCCGUGUCUCAAAAAGUUUAUGUCUCUCGUCAUGUUCGGUUCGUCGAGGAUCAGUUUCCAUAUCCCAAAUUGUCAUCCCUCCCGUCACCCUCUCCUAUAACCCAUAUUUUUCCUCCAAGCCCAGGCUCACAUGCUCCUGCUAACGGCUCCCUUCGGAGUCUCCCAAUUCACGCGCAUACACCCACCACCUCCUCCUAUAAAUACGCAUCUUUCUCCCUCCCUGUUUCUCAUCGGAACCCUAAAAACGAUCACAUCUCUCAGAUUCUCCCCCUCAUCAGAAGAAGAAAUCGCCUCUCAUCCUUCAAAGAAAAUGGCCCAAUUCACCAUCGCCAAGGCGUUCCUCAUCGCCGCCGUGCUCGCCGUCUUCUCCGCGGUUGCUUCCGCUCAGCCAGUCUCUGCCCCAGCACCGGCUCCUGUGACCGGAUCCGCCUUCGCCUCUCCGAUCUCCGCCGUCGUGAUCGUAGGAUCUCUCCUGCUCUCUGUUUCCGCUCUUCUCAGGCACUGAUUUCAAUGUUCGUCGAUCUAUUCCGCUAUGUAUUUUUUUUUACUUUAAUUACUGCUAUUUCAUCCAGUGAUUACACAGUUACGUUGUUAUUAUUGUUACCGUUCGUCUGCUUGGUUUUCGGCGUUGCCGUUUGAGGCGAUGAUCUGAGCCGCAGAUAUUAUUAUCAUUAUUUAUAUCACAUACCUGAGAAUUAUUCACACUUAUAUAAUAUGAAAUCGUUGGUUUUUGUAUAAAUUGCUCUGUUCCGA
Cuscuta campestris is the source of this 902-nucleotide messenger RNA. NCBI's taxonomy places the organism in Eukaryota, Viridiplantae, Streptophyta, Magnoliopsida, Solanales, Convolvulaceae. The record is from the annotation of a GenBank genome assembly.